UCCAGGUCGCUGUGGCUAGAGGAGUGUUCGGGCCGAUACCGAACAAGCUCGCGCCAGUGCUUAUUUCCUUUUGCAUUUAUGAAGGUCAUGGUGUUCAUAGUCGUGUGCGCAAGCACUACCAUGCUCUCGACUUCGCAGCCUGUUAUUGAAUACCUGCAGACACGACAGAGGGUUAUUUGAGUCAGUACGGCAUCAAUGUGACGGAGCACUUCGCCACCACGGAUGAUAAUUACAUUCUGCGAAUGUUUCGUUUAUCCCGGCCAGGUGCCCCAGUUGUACUUCUACAGCAUGGCAUUUUGGCAUCUUCUUGGUGUUGGUUAGUAAAUCAUCCCGGUAAGUCCCUCGGCAUCGCACUCUGGACAAAGGGCUACGAUGUCUGGCUAACAAACAGCCGCGGCAACACAUACAGCCGCAACCAUACCAAGUACCAUCCGUUCCUCAAUGAGAAAUUCUGGGAAUACACGUUCGAUGACAUGGGGAACAGCGACGUAAUGGCUAACGUGGAGCAUAUCCUUGGCGUCACGCACAAGGACACACUUACUUUCGUUGGUUGGUCGCAGGGGACGACGCAAAUGUUCAUCGCAGCGCAGGGCAAACACAAAACGUAUUUGGACAAACAUGUGAAUUUGUUUGUUGCUCUGUCACCUGUGACAUACAUGACCCACCAGACAUCCACAAUAUUGGAAAUCGUGAAGGUGCUCAAGCUCGGAGCCAUUGUCGAGCAGAUCUGGCCAUUUGGAUUUUUGGAUUUGGCACAAGAGCCAGCAAUUGCAGAGUGGUUUUGUCAGGUGACGAAUGGCGCGUUAUGUACCAUCACUGUGGAUUCGAUAUGUGGGACGUCUGAAUUGGACGAUGUGCAGAUGAUAGAGAAUCUCGUUGCGCACUUCCCUGCGGGUACCAGCGUUAAAGAUCUGAAUCAUUACGAGCAGCUCAUAUUGAAAGAGCACUUUGGUCGCUACGAUUAUGGUACCAAGAGAAAUCUUGAGCACUACUUGUGGCCCACGCCUCCAAAGUACGAGCUCGGAAAGCUUGGAAUUAAGACUGCACUUUUCAUGGGGUCCAAGGAUGCUUUGGCAGACCCUGCAGAUACUACACGCAUGCGUGAGGAUCUCAGAGGCAAUGCCAACGUAGUUUUCUCGAAAGAGUACAUGGGAUACUCCCAUGUGACGUGGCUUGUUGGAACCCCGACAGCGUGGCUUGAGGACUUGAUGCACCUGGUGUCGCAGUACAACCCACUUGCUGAGCAGUGGAUCCAGGUUUGACCGCGCGUCUAGGAGUGCAUUGCGCCCUGCUCCACACGGCAAUCUGCGCGAGUGCACAGAGUGAGCACAUUAUCGAAUGUUUUUUGCAGCUUGAUCUUGGUCUCGACCCUUUCUCAUCAAAUCGCCUGUCUGCUCUCCCCCUCUCCUCUCACGCAUUGCGUUCUUUACUCGAGUUUCCUCUGCU
Prorocentrum cordatum is the source of this 1446-nucleotide messenger RNA. NCBI's taxonomy places the organism in Eukaryota, Dinophyceae, Prorocentrales, Prorocentraceae. The record is from the annotation of a GenBank genome assembly.